This is a messenger RNA of Ricinus communis (castor bean), 1669 nucleotides long. Its product is annotated as beta-amyrin 28-monooxygenase. Gene Ontology annotation, biological process: sterol metabolic process. The coding region runs from base 44 to 1486 and encodes 480 amino acids. The record is from RefSeq and is a predicted model, not a curated record. The transcript has 4 exons. NCBI's taxonomy places the organism in Eukaryota, Viridiplantae, Streptophyta, Magnoliopsida, Malpighiales, Euphorbiaceae. Gene Ontology annotation, molecular function: oxidoreductase activity, acting on paired donors, with incorporation or reduction of molecular oxygen; heme binding; iron ion binding.
UAUUUAUCAACAACUUAAUCUCAAAAACACUAGAAAAAACAAAAUGGACCACUUCUAUCUUACCCUUCUUUUCCUCUUCGUUUCCUUCAUCACCUUUUCAAUUUUUAUCAUAUUUUACAAGCACAAAUCUCAAUACAAUUAUCCAAGUCUUCCUCCAGGGAAGCCUGGCCUCCCUUUUGUUGGUGAAAGCCUUGAAUUUUUGUCUUCAGGUUGGAAGGGUCACCCUGAAAAGUUUGUGUUUGAUAGAACUUCUAAAUAUUCUUCUGAGAUUUUUAAAACUAAUCUUCUUGGCCAACCUGCUGCUGUCUUCUGUGGUGCUUCUGCCAACAAGUUUUUGUUCUCCAAUGAAAACAAGCUUGUUCAGGCCUGGUGGCCUGAUUCUGUUAACAAAAUAUUCCCUUCUUCUCUUCAAACUUCUUCUAAAGAAGAAGCCAUUAAAAUGAGAAAGCUUCUCCCUCAGUUCAUGAAACCUGAAGCCCUCCAGCGUUAUAUUGGUAUCAUGGAUACAAUUGCUCAGAGGCACUUUGCUUCGGGAUGGGAAAAAAAAAAUGAAGUAGUUGUGUUUCCUCUAGCGAAGAAUUACACCUUCUGGUUAGCGUGCAGACUGUUUGUCAGCCUGGAAGAUCCAGAUCACAUCGCUAAAUUUGCAGACCCUUUUCAGGAAUUGGCUUCAGGAAUCAUUUCCGUGCCAAUAGAUUUGCCUGGAACACCAUUCAGAAGAGCAAUCAAAGCUUCAAACUUCAUCAGGAAAGAGCUUAUAAGUAUUAUAAAGCAAAGAAAGAUUGAUCUAGCAGAAGGGAAAGCUUCUGGUACACAGGAUAUAUUGUCCCAUAUGUUGUUAACAUCAGAUGAGGAUGGAAAGUUUAUGAAUGAGAUGGAUAUUGCCGACAAAAUUCUUGGAUUGCUGAUUGGUGGGCAUGAUACUGCUAGUGCUGCUUGUACUUUCAUUAUCAAGUACCUUGCUGAGCUCCCUCAAAUCUAUGAUGCAGUUUACAAAGAGCAAAUGGAGAUUGCAAAAUCAAAAGGAGAAGGAGAGUUGUUGAAUUGGGAAGACAUACAGAAGAUGAAAUAUUCAUGGAAUGUGGCAUGUGAAGUUAUGAGAGUUGCACCACCCCUUCAAGGUGCUUUCAGGGAAGCUAUCAAUGACUUUAUCUUUAAUGGCUUCUAUAUUCCAAAAGGCUGGAAGCUAUAUUGGAGUGCAAACUCAACACACAAAAGUGCAACAUACUUUGAAGAACCAGAGAAAUUUGAUCCAAGUAGAUUUGAAGGGAAAGGACCAGCCCCAUACACAUUUGUACCAUUUGGAGGAGGACCAAGAAUGUGCCCUGGGAAAGAGUAUGCUAGACUGGAAAUUCUUGUUUUCAUGCAUAAUCUGGUCAAAAGAUUCAAUUUCCAAAAGAUAAUUCCUGAUGAGAACAUCAUUGUUAAUCCUUUGCCUAUCCCUGCUAAGGGUCUUCCAGUUCGCCUUCUUCCUCAUCAAAUUUAGUCCUUCAUCAUCUUCUUAUCCCUCAAGAACUUGAUUUAUUACAUACUACUAGCUAGCAUUUCCUUUGUUCUUUCUCAAAUUUUUUGUUUCACUUGCUUCAUCUAUGUUCAAAGGUCCUUUUUCUUUUUGGUAUUUAUUUAUAAAUGAGGGGAGAAAACUCACUCUUAAGAUUACUUACUGUUA